Sitophilus oryzae (rice weevil) is the source of this 1231-nucleotide messenger RNA. RefSeq names its product protein tramtrack, beta isoform-like. Gene Ontology annotation, cellular component: nucleus. Gene Ontology annotation, biological process: regulation of transcription by RNA polymerase II. Gene Ontology annotation, molecular function: protein binding. Bases 15 to 983 code for a protein of 322 amino acids. The transcript is spliced from 4 exons. Lineage: Eukaryota; Metazoa; Arthropoda; Insecta; Coleoptera; Curculionidae. The record is from RefSeq and is a predicted model, not a curated record.
CCUGGAUAACAUUGAUGCGGCCGUCGUCCCAGUACGCCGGUUUUUCCCUUAUCAUGCACACUGACCACCACGUGAACGCCGCGAUGACUGACCAGUUCGUGCUCAAGUGGCACUACCACGAGACCACGCUCAUCCAGAACCUGCCCUACUUGCUGGAGAACGACAUCCUGAGCGACGUGACCAUUUCCGUUGGCGCCCAGCACAUCAAGGCGCACAAAAUCAUACUCGCGAUGUGUAGCGUCUAUUUUCUUCAGCUAUUCCAGGAGAUGAAACAUACACAACAUCCAGUUGUGGUUCUACACAACGCGAGUAUAGAAGAUGUGAGGGCCAUGCUAGCCUUUAUAUACAGGGGUCAGUGUGUAGUCUCUAAAGACCAACUUCCGAACCUGCUGUCUGUAGCCAAACUCCUCAAAAUCCAAGGACUUUGCGACAUGAAAGUACCUGAAAAAGACGUAUCUGCCGAAAGCAUUCCAUCUAGCGACCGAUCGAGUACCAAAAGAACUGAACCAGUACCAGACGCUACCUCAUUAGAGGAACCAUCCGAAAGUAGUUCGUAUGUACCCAGCAGUAUUACAUUCAAACGGCACAGUAGCGGCUACAGUACAGCCAUCAAUUUAUCGACAGAUAGUAAACGACCGAGACUAUCAUCAUCUCCAACGUGGGAGAAAAACCAACGAGUAACGCCAGAAAACACAAGUCCGUGCACCCCCGAGGACGUAGUACCUUCGUAUCCCAUUCCAUCCGCAAAGAAGCAGGCCAGUCCCAAGGAUACUUCAGAGACUUGCAAGUGUUUUCUUUGCGGCAAGUACCUGAGCAACCAGUACAACUUGAGGGUGCACAUGGAGACGCACGAGGAAGCCUAUCACGCCUGCCAAUCGUGUCCUCACGUGUCUCGAAGCCGAGACGCCUUGCGAAAACACGUUUCUUACCGACAUCCCGAAGAGUACCUCACGAGAAAACGAAAAAAGACCGACAACAUAUAGUAAUUUUUCGGAAAUUUUUAAAUUUUACCGACUUAUCGACUUUUUACAGUGUCUCGCUUAGAAAAAGACACUUUUUGAGACUGCCUGAAUGACUUUAGACAUCAAGUCAAUGAAAUGAGUCGUUUCUUGACCUUAUUUUUGGUUGUUAACCAAAAAGAAUACCUAGUAUGUCUUUCUAAAGAGAAUGACAAGCCUGAAAGAAUUAAAAGAAAUAGAUAGAUAUAUUUAAAUAAAAAAUUGUUUCUUAA